AUGAGCUCCUCGUUUAUUGUCCUAGCUAAAUGCAUUGUGUUCCUUUACCUAGUCAGGGGAAUCGCUACUAAAGUGGAAUAUACUAAUAUCAAUUGCACUUCAUUGGACAAAGAUUUUUGCGAUUUUGAGUAUUGCUUUCUAAAGUCGGUGAAUCGGAGCUACAAGUACAUGUCUCUGAAAGUUAAUUUGUUUAAGAUUCCCGUCACCAACGUGAAAGUAAACUUUUCUUUGCUCAAGCGAUUCAGUGGUUAUAAGCCGUUCCUCUACAACAUUACCGUGGAUGCCUGCAAAGUAUUAAGAUACCCAAAAUCAAACCCAGUGUUUGUUUGGUUUCAUGGUCUUUUUAGCAAGCACUCGAAUAUGAAUCAUACCUGUCCCUUCGAGCAUGAUCUUGUGGUGAAUAAGCUUUCAGGCAACUAUGUCAACACGCAAUUCUCUGAAGUUCUCCCAUUUCCCGAUGGGGAAUACCUCUUCCAAUCCAACUGGUAUGCAUACAACGUAAAUCGAGCUGUGGUCAACGUAUACAUCACACUUGCUUCCGAAUUUUUGAAAAAUUAAAGAAACAAGAAUAGAUUUAAUUUAUGGG
This is a messenger RNA of Drosophila obscura, 586 nucleotides long. RefSeq lists its product as uncharacterized. NCBI's taxonomy places the organism in Eukaryota, Metazoa, Arthropoda, Insecta, Diptera, Drosophilidae. The transcript is spliced from 4 exons. The record is from RefSeq and is a predicted model, not a curated record. The coding region runs from base 1 to 558 and encodes 185 amino acids.